Messenger RNA from Alosa alosa (allis shad), 3180 nucleotides. It is a transcript of the gene prox3, whose product is annotated as prospero homeobox 3. Gene Ontology annotation, cellular component: nucleus. The record is from RefSeq and is a predicted model, not a curated record. Gene Ontology annotation, molecular function: DNA-binding transcription factor activity, RNA polymerase II-specific; RNA polymerase II cis-regulatory region sequence-specific DNA binding. The coding region runs from base 316 to 2526 and encodes 736 amino acids. NCBI's taxonomy places the organism in Eukaryota, Metazoa, Chordata, Actinopteri, Clupeiformes, Clupeidae. The transcript is spliced from 5 exons. Gene Ontology annotation, biological process: regulation of transcription by RNA polymerase II.
GGGAGGGUGUUCCUGUGAUGUACGGUGUGGGAUGGGGCCACACUCAGAUACAGACAUCCCUUGUCCGCACCUCUACGCAUGUUCUCGCCCACUUUGCAGUUACAACGCGAUAGUAAACGAGGAUGGGAGAUGGAUAACGAGAGAUAGGACAGAUAGCAAUAACAGGAAACUCGACAGCGCUUUCCGUGUUGAUGACCACCAGGGAGAGGAACCAACAGCUAGAGGGUCAGGGUGACAGUACAGGUUAGAAGACUAUAAAGCUCAUUUAGCUACGCUUUGGAUUGUCGGACUUAUUGUCGGAUUGCUAUAGACCACAUGAAUUUGAGAAGUGGAGGGGCAAUGGAUUCCCCUUCUGAUCUGUUCUGUCAGCAGUCGUCCCCGAUGUGCCCUUUCGGCCUCUACCGCAGUCCGUCGGGCAGCGCUCCGUCAGCACCUCGCUACCCGGGAGGCAGCCCGCCGACCUACCCCCUCAUGUCCCCUCUGCUGCACCCCAGCAGCGCCUCCCAGAGCUGGGGUGGCUACCGGCAGCGGCCGGGCCUCUUCCAGGCUCCGUCCCUGGAGCAGGAGCUGGAGGACGACGGCAUGGACGAGCCGGAGCACGAGGACGAGCUGCUGGUCAGGGGCCCGGCGGCGGCGGCCAUGGCAGGGGGGCCCACCCUGCUCUCGCACCUCUUCCCCGGGGGGGCGAGGAGAGGGGUGGCCUCGGAGCCGGAAGAGUGGAGCCAGGACGUCCUCCAGGUGAAGAGGCUGCGGAUGGAGAGCAGCGGCGUGGGCAAGAGGGACGGAGAGGCGCACGAGGGAGAGGAUGAGAGGAGAGGGAGAGCGAGGAACGCGCCGCAGCAGCGGCCGGACGAGGACGAGGGGCGAAGCGGCGGGCCGAUGCCGAGGAAAGGCAGCCGAGAGGGGAGGAAGAGGCAGCGGCAGGAGCUGAAGCUUCAGCUGCAGGAGACCAGAGAGAAGCUUCUGGAACUUCAGAAGAGGGUGUGGAAAGCGUACGACAAGCAGCAGACGCAGGAGGACCAAAGGAGAGAUAAGGGAAAGGGCGAAGGAGAAAAGGGGAGGAUGGAGGCAGAGGAGAUGGAGGAGAUGUUUUUUGAAGAGGGAGAAGGGGAUGAUCAUUUGUUUAACUCAGAGGACCUUCUUCCCCAAGGCCAUCUCUCCUCCAAGAAAAAUGCCCAGCAAAAUGUGAAUGGGACUGGAGAUCUCUCCCCAGAUGAAACGAUGGACUUGGACGUGGAUUUGGAGCAGGGCCUGGACAGAGGGAGCGUGUGGGUCGGCUGUGGUUUGAUCCACGGGGAGUGGGAAGGUCCGAGCGGCGGGCAGAAGUUUGCCCAGGCCCUCAAACAGGAGCUGGGCAGUGCCGUGGCGCGAGUCAUCGACCGGGUGAUCCGCCUGUACGCCGACGGCGAAAACUCUGCCCCGGCCGGCCUGGCCGCGCUGGUCGUCCACGACCAGCGCAACGGCGGGCUUGGCUCAGGGUUGCGGAACGCAGACGACGACCAGCGGAGGCCGAGCGGAGUGACCGCGGCUCAAGCUCUCGAGCAGGCCGAGGCCUCCUCGCUGGUCCCCAUCAGCAGGCACCAGGAGAAGCGGACCAACGGCUACUCGGGCCUCCCGCCCAGCGGUCACCGAGGACCGCCCCAGUCCAGCCCCAACCUGCCCCACCUCUCUCAGGCCCCCGCCCUCCCAGCUCUACUGCCCCCUCCUCCACGCUCCAAAGACCACUUCCUGUCCUCCUUCCCCUCCGCGCCCCCGGCCGUGCCCUUACCUCUCCUCCACUAUACCAUGCAGCACCUGUUCGCCCGCUCCCUGUCCAACCUGCCACUGCACAAGGACUCCCUCCCGCCCGAACCCUUCCUGGACUUCCGCUCGCACGGCCCCUCGUUCCCCCCACUGCCGCUGGGGCUGGGGCAGCUUGAGCCCCCUCUCUCCUCCUCCGGCCGCGGGCGAGACGGUGGGAUAAGGGGAGGCGGAGGAGGAAUGGGAGGGAUGGACGGUGGUGACCUCUACCUCGGUGCUGCAUCCUCUCAAGAGGGUCUGUCCCCGUGCCACCUGAAGAAAGCGAAGCUUAUGUUCUUCUACGCACGUUACCCUAGCUCCAACACACUCAAAACCUACUUUCCAGAUGUCAAGGUAUUCAACCGCUGCGUCACCUCCCAGCUCAUCAAAUGGUUCAGUAACUUCCGGGAGUUCUUCUACAUCCAGAUGGAGCGCUUCGCCCGCCAGGCGGUCAGAGAUGGUGUGGUAGCACCCAGGGAGGGGGGCCUGCGUUUGGGCCGCAACUCCGAGCUCUUCCGCAUCCUCAACAUGCACUACAACAAGAGCAAUGACUAUCAGGUCCCCGAGCGGUUUGUGGAGGUGUCAGAGCUGGCUCUGAGGGAGUUCUUCAGCGCCAUCCAGGGUGGACGUGACACUGACCCCUGCUGGAAGAAAUCCAUCUAUAAGAUCAUCUGUAAACUGGACAGCCCCAUUCCUGACAGCUUCCGCCUGCCUGGCUGCCCAGUAGACACACAUCGAUCGGUGUGAGGCGUGGGAAUGUACACAAACCACGCCUGGCCAUGUUAAACGACACACUUGUUUUCUAGGAACAAAAACACUAUCGCUCAUUCUCUUGAAUCAUGACACACACACACAUAUACACACAUUGUACAGGCAUGCACAGACCUACACACGUACACCUUUUGUCAGAUUACAUUUUGACUCAGUAUCUCUCCAAAAUAAGCUUCCGACCAUCUUAAAUAUAAAUGAACAAACAAAAAGGAGCUUUAUCCUGAAGUCAGUGAAACUUUUUUCCAUUUAGCCCUGCUAUAAGAACUACAAAUGGGGCCCAAGUAUUGAAUGUUGAGCUAUGGUGUUGCUAUAAUGGUCUUUUAUUCAUUAUGUUGAGUGUUGUGGUCCUCAAAAUUUGAGCUUGCACUUUCUAUACCUUCAGUGGAAGGAGGGGAAGGAAGUUGUUGUACAUGCUGUUUUGCAUCACGUCAGCAAAAGAUGCCUGUCUGAUAGUUUGUAUAUAUUAAGGGCAGUUUGUGAUUUGGCAGGCUUUGUAUGUUUCAAAAAAGCACAUUUUGUCAUAUUUGUCAAAAAAUGUUUGGGUGUUUCUAUUCCAAGUUUUUGAGCCUUGAUUUAUUUCUGUGAACUUUGAUGUGAUAUGUCUGUGUAUUAAACAUACAUUUUAAAGUG